Molecule: messenger RNA, 1081 nt
Organism: Diospyros lotus (date-plum)
Lineage: Eukaryota; Viridiplantae; Streptophyta; Magnoliopsida; Ericales; Ebenaceae
Product: alpha carbonic anhydrase 4-like
Exons: 7
Coding region: 51-890 (279 amino acids)
Molecular function (GO): zinc ion binding; carbonate dehydratase activity
Source: RefSeq, a predicted model, not a curated record
CACUUGGAUUCAGUGCCCAAGCAGAGAGAGAGAGAGAGAGGAGCCAAGCCAUGGCCAUGUUCUCCUUAAGUUCAUUUUCAUUCCUACUCUCUCUCUCCUUUACUUCUUUCCUUCUGUCUUCACAUAUCCUCUUCUUCUCCAUCUCCACUGCUUUUCAAUCUGAAGUUGAGGAUGAAUCACCCUUCACCUACGCGGAAGGAAGUGAAAAAGGACCAGCAAAAUGGGGGCAGAUCGAUCCGAAUUGGCAAGUUUGCAACAGUGGAAAGAUGCAGUCUCCCAUUGACAUCCCUUUCCCAAAAGUUCAGGUCUCCCCUGAUUUGGGCAAAUUGAAGAGGGACUACAAGCCAUCCCCUGCCUCUAUUAAAAAUAGGGGUCACGAUAUCUCCGUUUCAUGGAAAGAGGAAGCAGGAAAAAUUAACAUAAAUGGAACUUACUAUGAACUCCUCAAAUGUCACUGGCAUUGCCCUUCAGAGCACACCUUGAAGGGAACAAGGUAUGAGAUGGAGCUUCAUAUUGUCCAUAUGAGCUCCAAUGAUGAAGCAAUUGCUGUUACAGGAAUUUUAUACAAAUAUGGCCGACCUGAUCCUUUCCUUGCCAAGCUGCUGGAACACAUCAAAUCGAUUGGGAAGGAAGAAAAGGAGCUGGGCAUAGUAAACCCAGGAGACAUCAAGUUUGGGAGCAGAAAGUACUACAGAUACAUGGGUUCUCUUACAACCCCUCCAUGCACGGAGGGUGUUGUUUGGACAGUACUCAACAAGGUGAGAACGGUUUCAAGGGAGCAAGUUAAAGCAUUAAGGGAUGCUGUCCAUGAUGGAUUUGAGGCAAAUGCAAGGCCAAUACAACCACUGUAUGGAAGAAGCAUUUUGUUCUACACUCCUAAGAUAGGAUAAAUAAAAUCAAUACUCAACUCCACAACCAAGGUUCUGUAGUGUAUGUUCUCAAAUAAGUAUCUAGGAUGGCAUUGCCUGCCUCCAUUUUAAAAGUAAAUGAUUGUAUUGACUAAGUUAUAGUACAAGGCUUUAUGCUUGGUAUUAUUUGUCAGUAUUGACAAAGUUACAAUACAAGGCUUUACGCUUCGUAU